AGCCGCCACGCACACUGCAGCCCCCGCAGCAGGCCCUAAAUCAAAUUCAUUCAGAAAACGUGCCAUAAACCGGACUGCCAGACGUCGCUAAAUGUCAAAGUCAUAAAGAGAGCGAUAGAAAGACAAACAAAGAGAGAGAGAAAGUAAGCAAAAGAGUAGAAGCGCUAGCUAGCGUGUGAGAGCGCCUAAAAGCACACCGUAAAGUUUGGACCUCAGUACAAAAGCUCAGCUUUGCUUCUGCUUAGCCAAGACACAAACCUCAACAUGGCAAAUGUUACAACUGCAGGAACAACAACAUCAACAACGCAUCACGAUGAUACGAGCAGCAUGAGUGACGAUGUAUUCGAGGAUGCGGAAACGACCAAAGCACGCAUCGAGGAGCUGCGCCGCCGCCCCUUUGGCGAUGGUUGCUACAAUCCGGUCGCAGCACCCGUUUCACAGCAUCAUCACCAUCACCAUCACCAUCCCAAUACUAAUCACAACAACAGCAGCAGCCAACAGAGCCUAACGAGCAGCCAUCACUAUCAUGACCAUGAUGCCAUCAUGGCUCCCGUACAGCGGUCCGCCACCGGCUAUCCGGGUUAUCGCCCAUCCCGCGAAGCAAUGCAGAUGUAUGCCUAUGGCAAUGCGGAGUACGAGCUAGAGGAUGAUUACGAUGAUGGUUGGCGCUCGUAUCGCUAUGAUGAGGUGGACAUGCAUCAGUCAGCGCCACCUGCCCAUCUGCAACCCUUCGACGACACCAUCAAUCACAAGACGAUCCUCCUGGGUGACUCUGGUGUCGGCAAAACCUCCUUUCUGGUCAAAUACAAUACGGGCGAAUUUCGUUUGGGUUCCUUCUCGGCCACCGUUGGCAUUGCACUAACGAACAAGGUGGUCGUUGUCGAUGGCACGCGCGUUAAGCUACAGAUCUGGGACACCGCCGGGCAGGAACGCUUUCGCAGCGUAACCCACGCUUAUUAUCGCGAUGCUCAUGCGCUGCUGCUGCUGUACGAUGUGACCAAUAAGACCACCUACGACAACAUACGCGCCUGGCUGGGCGAAAUACGUGAGUACGCGCAGGAGGACGUUGUCAUCGUUUUAAUAGGCAACAAGGCCGAUUGCAGCAGCAGCGAGCGCCAGGUGAAGCGAGAGGAUGGCGAACGACUUGGACGUGAGCACGAUGUACCAUUCAUGGAGACGUCCGCCAAGACCGGGCUCAACGUGGAGCUGGCAUUCACAGCGGUGGCCAGACAGCUGAAGAGCCGCGGCUACGAGCAUGGCGAUGAUGGAAAAUUCAAUGUGCAUGAUUUUGUGCGUGACAAUACAAAGGCUCGGUCUGUUUGUGCUCAAUGCAGGAACAUGUAAAUUGUUUCUGUUCCAGCACAAUGAAAACUUUGCACAAAACCAACAAAAAAGAGCUCACAAAACAAAGCGCAAAUUUGUACAAAAUGAAA
Molecule: messenger RNA, 1433 nt
Organism: Drosophila hydei
Lineage: Eukaryota; Metazoa; Arthropoda; Insecta; Diptera; Drosophilidae
Gene: Rab26
Product: ras-related protein Rab-26
Exons: 5
Coding region: 265-1344 (359 amino acids)
Cellular component (GO): endosome; Golgi apparatus
Molecular function (GO): GTP binding; GTPase activity
Source: RefSeq, a predicted model, not a curated record